This is a messenger RNA of Sphenostylis stenocarpa, 288 nucleotides long. NCBI's taxonomy places the organism in Eukaryota, Viridiplantae, Streptophyta, Magnoliopsida, Fabales, Fabaceae. The record is from the annotation of a GenBank genome assembly.
AUGGUGCCUUCACUCCAAAAGCCCGUGAAGGCAACAAAUUUAUUUACUCAUCCUUCUUAUAAGGAGAUGGUGCAUUAUUUGGUUUGGCCACUGCUCCUUUUUCCCAUGUUGUGGAAGGAAAAAAAGGGGUCCUCUGCUUUAAGUCAAAAACAAGCAAAGUUCUUCUCACGUCACACCCUCAAGUCAGACAUAGAAUUCAAUGAUAAACAUGCAAAUGCCAGGGACAUGACUGGAAUUCAAGCUUUAGCUGAACUAAAUCGUUUGUCCUAUAUGGGCUUAGUAGAGUAG